Molecule: messenger RNA, 645 nt
Organism: Eruca vesicaria subsp. sativa (arugula)
Lineage: Eukaryota; Viridiplantae; Streptophyta; Magnoliopsida; Brassicales; Brassicaceae
Source: the annotation of a GenBank genome assembly
AUGUGUCAUCUUUUUUUGCCUAAAGCAUUGCCUUUUGCUUCGCCAGUGAAUGUGGAUCCCAUUGAGACAUUGAAGAACCAGUUAGUCAAAGCUAGCGUUUCAUCAAGUUCUGCAACUGAGAAGGAUUGUGAGAAAUGUAAAGCUGAAUGGGCGAAACUGCUAAAAAGGAUAUGGGCGCUUGGUCCUGCAUUUACAAAGGACCAAACAUACUAUUUGCUCCAGAUGUCUCCUCCUGCGCUAUUUGUGAGAGAGAAUAGCAUCAACAAGCCUGGGGAGAUAUUUCUAUUGGGUAAAGAUGGUACAAAGUGGCCGACAAGCCUUCUGCAAAAGAACAGAGGACGUAUGAGAUUGGGAAAUGGUUGGAAAGAAUUUGUCAAAGCAAAUGAUUCUACCAAUGACAAAGAGCAAGAAGAGUAUCUCAAAUCUAUAAAGAAACAGUCUCUUUUCAUAGAUCCUACCAACAGAAACAAUGGCAGCAACGAUGAGAAUAACAAAGAAGAUAACGUGUCAUGGGAGAGAAAGAAGAGAGGGAGAGAUUCAACUCCAUCGAGCAUAAAACAAUUUGUGACAUUAACGAUUACACCUUCCAGUGUCACGUCAUCCAUAGAGUUUCACAAGGAAAAAAUGACUUCAACAAGCCUGUGA